Messenger RNA from Spinacia oleracea (spinach), 2515 nucleotides. Its product is annotated as serine/threonine-protein kinase PBL27. The record is from RefSeq and is a predicted model, not a curated record. Gene Ontology annotation, molecular function: ATP binding; protein kinase activity. The transcript has 5 exons. Gene Ontology annotation, biological process: protein phosphorylation. Lineage: Eukaryota; Viridiplantae; Streptophyta; Magnoliopsida; Caryophyllales; Amaranthaceae. Bases 355 to 1884 code for a protein of 509 amino acids.
UACUAAACCAAAAUGUAUUAGUGAAAUUAGUAAAAGAGUAAUUAAUUGAUUCCCCCCACCCUUUUCUCUUCUUUGCCCUUCUCUCUCCUCUCUCUUGCCAUCAGUUUUCUUCGAUUUGUUGAUCUGCUUCACAGGAAUACCUGCUCUGAUCUUCUUUUCUUCAAACUUUCACUACUUACUGGAUCGCCGACAAACACAAGAACACCAAAUGAGCAACUAAUAUUUAUUCAAAUGCUAUUAUUUUCUCUCUGAUUCAUGGUUGCCUUUGGAAGAUGAAGAUAGAUUUUUGAGGAGCAAAAAGUGAUAUUGUGAGCUUGGUUCAAGUGGGGGCUUAGAUUUGCUUAGAUUUUUGAUAUGGGUGGGUGUUUUCCUUGCUGGGAAUCAUCCAACCAUGCUGGGAACAGUGACAAAGAAGCUGCUAACAAAGACGGUGGUGUGAAAGAUAGCUCAAUUAUCCAGUCUCAUCAACUGGCCAAAGUUAAUUCAGAUAAAUCCAAGUUUCGCAAUGGUUCUGAUCCAAAGAAGGAGCCAGCAGUUUCAAAGGACGGCUCAACUGCUCAUAUUGCUGCACAGACAUUUACAUUCAGGGAGCUUGCAGCCGCCACAAAGAAUUUUAGACCAGAGUCCUUGUUGGGCGAGGGAGGUUUUGGACGUGUCUACAAGGGUCGAUUGGAGAGCACUGGACAGGUAGUUGCAGUGAAACAGCUUGACCGGAAUGGGCUUCAAGGAAACAGAGAAUUUUUGGUUGAGGUUCUGAUGCUUAGCCUUUUGCACCAUCCUAACCUGGUCAAUUUGAUUGGAUACUGUGCCGAUGGUGAUCAACGGCUUCUUGUAUAUGAAUAUAUGCCGUUGGGUUCAUUGGAGGAUCAUUUACAUGAUAUCCCACCUGGCAAAGAGCCUCUUGACUGGAAUACACGGAUGAAGAUUGCAGCUGGUGCUGCCAAGGGAUUGGAGUAUUUGCAUGACAAAGCAAAUCCCCCUGUCAUAUACCGGGAUUUAAAAUCAUCAAAUAUCCUUCUGGAUGAGGGAUUUCAUCCUAAGUUAUCCGACUUCGGACUUGCAAAAUUGGGUCCUGUUGGAGACAAGACUCAUGUCUCCACACGGGUCAUGGGCACGUAUGGUUACUGUGCUCCUGAAUAUGCAAUGACUGGCCAACUGACUUUAAAGUCAGAUGUGUACAGUUUUGGGGUGGUUUUCCUUGAACUCAUCACAGGGAGAAAGGCCAUUGAUAACACUCGGGCACCUGGAGAGCAUAAUCUUGUUGCUUGGGCACGUCCGCUUUUCAAAGAUCGUAGAAAGUUUCCCAAAAUGGCGGACCCUCUGCUGCAGGGACGUUAUCCAAUGCGAGGUCUUUACCAAGCUCUUGCAGUUGCAGCAAUGUGUCUGCAAGAACAAGCUGCCACGAGACCCCUUAUCGGUGAUGUUGUGACCGCUCUUACAUAUUUGGCAUCACAAACCUAUGAUCCAAAUGCACCUAGCAACCAGAGCAGUAGAGGGGGUUCCUCCACUCCAAGGAGUCGAGAUGAUCGGAGAAGCUACGGUGAUAGUCUUGAUAGUCCAGAUAGGCGUGCAGCCCGUUUGAGUUCACCUUCCACCUUAAGGAAUUCACCGGACUUCAGAAAGAGAGAUCAUGUUCGAGAACUAAGCACAGGUGCGGAGUUAGGCAGGAGUGAAAUAGGGGGUGGUUCAGGAAGGAGAUGGGGCUUGGAUGACCUAGAAAGACAGGAAUCACAGAGAGGAAGCCCUGCUAGUGCAGGGAGAACACCAAGAAACCGUGAUAUUGAUAGAGAACGUGCGGUCGCAGAGGCUAAAGUAUGGGGUGAAAAUUGGAGAGAGAAAAAACGCGCAAAUGCAAUGGGAAGUUUUGACAGCUCAAAUGAGUAGCAGAAGCAGAAUUUCUCUUUCAGAAAUUCCACAAGGCAGAGAAAAACCAUCCAUAUUGGUGAAGAAAUGAUAUAGCUGGAAAUCUCAUCUUUUACGGUCUUGGUUUUCUGCUAUGCCAGCAAUAAGAGUGUUCUUACUUGUAUCCCACCUUCAACUGUUGGCUGUUGAGUUAGAAUGGCAGAAAAUGUGUAUGUUUUUUGUGGUUAAGAAAGAAGAUGGUGAUACAGUUGAAUGAUGGAGUAACAGAGGGGUUUAGUGUCUGUCAAUGAUUGUAAACAUUUAAAUGUUUUUAAUGUAUUUAGGGUUUAGAAAGUACAGUGUAGAGGAGCAAGGUGCUUAAAUCUGUAUCCCCAUUAUAUAUUGUUGGUGCAUAUUGCCUAUUGGGGGAAAGAAUUAGCAGGUCUGGGUUUUUCGGAUGUCUCAUUGCUGUCAUUACAUCCUUGUAAUCAGUACAGUUUUUUUUUUUUUUUGUCUAUCUUCCCUGCAAAUUUAUGAGUCAGUCAGUCAUGUUUCCGGCAUUGUGUAGUUUAAUCGCGUCACUCCUCUUCCAGGAUAACCACACUUGUAUCAGCUGUAUGUUUGUACUCUUAUGCAUAUAUUCCUUGUUAUUGGUUUAAUGGUUUGCAUUGCA